Molecule: messenger RNA, 2378 nt
Organism: Actinia tenebrosa (Australian red waratah sea anemone)
Lineage: Eukaryota; Metazoa; Cnidaria; Anthozoa; Actiniaria; Actiniidae
Product: putative skeletal organic matrix protein 3
Source: RefSeq, a predicted model, not a curated record
UAUCCCAAGCACUUAUAUCAAACAAUACUGAAAACCUGACGUAACAGUGGAAUUAGUGACAAAAUCAUAGAUUAUUUGGUUCGAUGAAUGUGAGUAUAAGUACAGAGACAACUACGUCAAUGACUUAAAWGGAAAAACAGCGAGCGACAGUCCAAAGAAGAUUUCAAGUCGACGAAAGAAUCGAAAUAGAGUUUCUUUUUAAUUAUCUUUGAAAAAACUAUUAUUUCCAAAAUGUCAUUUUUGACUUAUGGAGCAAUUUUAUCUUUUCUCUCGAGCACUUUGGUUGUUCUGGGUAACAAGGUUGAAGUUAUUCGCCAUAAUGGCAGUAAUCCCGUUGCCGAUGCUUUCAGUGUCCCCAAAUGUUUUGCGAGUUACUGCACAGAUCAGGGUACGACUUGUUACGAUGGAGGAUGCUGUAAAUGUAAGUGUCCUCAUGAGCAAGCCAACUACAUUGUCAACGAGAAGAAAUGUUUMUCGAGGGACGAACUUAACCAGAUGAACUCGACAAAAUGCGAAUACUCGAUACGCAAGCCAUCCGUGUCUUUACUAGCAAUACCGCUGAYCGAAGGAAUGGUACAGAAUGUAUCUUUCACCGACAGAGAAGAUCACAGAACAAUAAUAGAAUGUAGCAGUAGUGUACAAGUGGGUUGGGAGUACCGCGAUGCUUUUGGAGAAUGGAAAGAAGGAGAAGGAAAUAUUUUUACUGUUAUAAGUUAUGACAAGCCUGGAUCGAAUAAUCAACGUGUUAUUGAAACUCUGGAGUGGACUGGGAAUAUAAACUCCUUUUACGCCGGGCUUCUCAUCAGAUUGUUAUUUAAGUGUGAAAAUAAAGUUCAGGGAUGUGCUCUGGCCAAAACCAGCGGCCAACACACAUACGAUACAACAUCAACAGAGAAACCCCCACCCGUUUUACUAACAACGGCCAGUACGAACCCAGUAACUACCAGCAGUACCCCAGUACCCAGUACCACCAGAACCACUGAAAACAACACCAAAACGAAUCAGGGUGAUKAUGAAACGCCAGCUCCUAACAAAGACAAUGCUGCAGUUAUUUAUGGUUCCAUUUUUGGGGCAUUGGGAUUGAUCUGUAUUAUUGUAGUAGUAAUUGUGGUGGUAACCAGAUAUAGAAAAAAGAAACAAAAUCAAAAAGAUCGUGAAGCUAAUUCAGUGGCAAACCUGGAAGAAUAUAAGGAUCCAAUAUAUGAUGACAUCAAGGGAAAUUUUGACAACCCAAUGUACUCUGAUCCCACCUUGAACCUUAAAAGAGCACAACUUGGGCCCCUUCCUAACAUUCCAGGAUCUGAGGCCCCAAGCACUUUGACCAGGACCUCUCCAGAUUACGAUAAUCCACCAUUUGGGAUGCAAAGCAACAGUGACUACGACAACCCGCCAAUCAGAGGUGGCAAGCGACGUACUGGGAGCAAUUACAAUUCCCCGGUCGAAGACAACAUGGAUAGUACAGGGGACCRCGAUAAUCCCCCUGUGAGAGAUGGGCUGGAAAACAGCCAACACUACGAUAUUCCACCAAGAAAGAAGGAUGAUUAUGACAGCCAGUCCGAGCUUGGUGAAGAUACCGCGUUGUAGAUACUAAGCAGUGUAAUGUACCCUGGGUGAUAGAAGGUCUGUUUCUUAUGACUCAAGAAGCAAGAAAGAAACCGCAAUUCAUUACGAUUCUGUUUUAUGAUUUUAUAUAGCAAUCUUUCCCAAACCAAUGUGAUCAAAGGCGUUUUACGAUGAGUUAUGGAUGAGCGGUGGUUAGUAGAAGGUGUAUCCGUCAGACAAGGCUAUUAGUUCGAUUGAUUUUAAAAAGAAGAAGCAUCGGGCACCUGGAAAUUGCAUGAAAAAAGCUCUAACUUUUUAACUGUUACUAAAAGAAAGAAAAUGCUUAGUUUAAAUCAGGUUGGGAGAAACGUGCCAUAUACAUGUAGCCCAAUAGCAUUACUCAUUUCUAAAUCUUAACAUAAAGUUGUUGGGKUUUUUUUUWAUUUAUUUAUUUAUUCAUUUCUUAGCAUAGGAAAUCRCACGAUCUGGAGUACAGUUCGGAAUUURUAGGCACGAUUAUGGUUUUCAAAGUUUUCAAAGUUGGACGACUCUUUGGGAGAGUCCAAUUUGAGAACUUUCAAAACAUYACGAGUAGAUAGUGSGAUUUUUUCUUUAUAAUACACUCAACAAAGUACUCUACAGAGUACAGUUAGGGAUUUAAUUGUACUCCUCUUGUCCUAUCAGAAUCGAGUAAUUUUGUUGAGUGUAUUAUAGGCCUUGAUACUAGCACUCAUAGAAAAAAAUGCUAGGCAAUUAAUUGGUCGUUUCCUAGAGUUAGUUCUGUAAAAAGAGGGGCGAGUUGAUAAAUUUUUCAAUAAAAUAUGGCUUCUUUUUGA